GGCCACUCGCUGGGCUCUGUCAGUUUUCAAGCUGAGCAGCAGCUUGGAUAUUACAUACCCUCCACAGCGGCACGAUUUUGCUCUAGCUCGGCUGAAGUUUUCCCACAGAUAAGAGGGAAAGGGGUGGGGAAGAAAGAUUGCCCCGAGGACACCUCUCUCUUGCAGGACAUGGAGAACAGGCCAGCAGAGACCAAGUCAGAGGUGGACAAGUCAGCAUCACCCUCAGUGGCUCAGCUAGCAGGGAAAUUCAAAGAGCAAGCAGCCAAUAUCACUGGAAAAGAGGUACCACCACAUAAGCCAGCUCGGAGGAAACCACCAUGCUCUCUUCCAUUGUAUUCCCACAAAACUGAGACAAGUGACAACGAUGAGCAAAAGCGGUCUCCUAAUGCUUGCCCCAUUCCCAAGGUCAAGGUGAAAAGCUCCCCCAUGAUUGAAAAGCUGCAGGCCAAUCUAGCUUUUGCUCCAGCUGCUCUGCUGCCGGGAGCGUCUCCCAAAAGCCCUGGUCUGAAAGCCCUGGUUUCUCCGUUCAGCAGCCCUCCCUCAACGCCCAGCAGCCCAGGGAUUCAGUCCCAGCCCAGUGAAGGGAAUGAGACGCCGGUCAGCUUUGAUCAACCCCCGGAAGGCACUCAGCUGCAAUUCUAUAACAAGGUGCGGACGCGGGGAUCGAUAAAGCGCAGGCCUCCCUCCAGGAGGUUCCGAAGAUCUCUAUCUGAGUAUGGAGACGGAGAAGAUUUAGGGGUCAACAUCUCCUCUCCAGAAAAUGGUGCCAAGGAAGAUGGGGAUGAGGUAUUUGGGCCCAAGGCCAAGACAGAGGAGGCAGAAACAGGGAGCAAAGAGCAAAAGAAACAGACAGGGUCUGAUGAGAAGCCCCCAUCAAGGAGAGGAUCCAGCAGAUCAGAUGAAGAAAAAGGGGAAAAACAGCCAGAGGAAAUGACUCCUUGCAAGAGUAAUGCAGGGUAUACAAAGGAGGAGGAAGUGUGUUGUAGUGCCCCAGGGGAGGAGAACUCUCCCCAGCCUCCAUCUGGAAACAAGGAGGAGAAGGUGUCCGAGGGUCCCCAGGGAGAAGAGCAGCAAGGCAGUGCCUGUGAACAGGAAAAGGGGGACAAGGAGAAGGAAGAAGCUGAAGCAAAGGACACCAGUGAGAGCACAGACACAUGGAGAAUGUCAGACACUAAAGAAGCAUCGCUGGCACCUGAACCGCUGCAGGACGCAGUAGGCUUAGAGACUGCCAGUGAGCCUUCAACGUCAGCCACACAGGACCAGGGCACAGCGUAACCACGACACACAGGACACAUCCAAUCAGGGCACAGGAGACUUAACAUGUGAAUAAGAGGCAUCCAACCCAAUCAAGGUGGAAGCUACUAGAAAACCUUCAGUGGCAGGAGAGGAGCAGCAUACAGAUAUCCCCUGAGGCCCAGACUCAUCCUGGAGCUGAGUGGCUGCUCACUGGCUCUCCGCUUUGCACCAUCAUCUUUUGGGACAGUCGGAACAAGAGACUGGCUUGCAGCCACUUCUGAGUUCAAAACUGAGGUGUUGGCUGACAUUACUUGGUGAUAUUUGGGGACUGAGGGACCUGAUACUUGCUGUCCUAGAGCUGACAGCCACCACCACUCCUGGUCCCCCUGCUCCUUCAUCCUGCUCCAAAAUGUCUUUUUCUUCUCCCCUGCAUUGGUCUUAGAUGAAGUUCAUCAGUUACAUACACACACGUAUGGUGCCUUUUGGUAGCUUCUUUUGAAAUAUUUUGGGUUUUCAAAUUUCAGUAAAUAAUGUUUUAAGAGUAGGAAAAAGUAUGUUUUCUCCAUAUGUGCUGUAUGGCAGACAAUGUGAACCCUGAACAUGGGGAAAACUUAGGACAUUGUUCAUAAAGCAUAAAAUCCCUUUGACGUGGGGGUCGAGCUAGCUGAUCUGUGAAACAGCCAACCAUGGCAGGCAAUUUUUCUAUGUGCUUCAACUUUGGGGUGUAUUUAGUGCUGGUGGAAAGUAACAAC
Messenger RNA from Harpia harpyja (harpy eagle), 1988 nucleotides. It is a transcript of the gene RCSD1, whose product is annotated as RCSD domain containing 1. Gene Ontology annotation, biological process: protein localization to endosome; skeletal muscle contraction; retrograde transport, endosome to Golgi. The record is from RefSeq and is a predicted model, not a curated record. Bases 169 to 1275 code for a protein of 368 amino acids. The transcript is spliced from 7 exons. Gene Ontology annotation, cellular component: early endosome; WASH complex. Gene Ontology annotation, molecular function: actin filament binding; retromer complex binding; phosphatidylinositol phosphate binding. Lineage: Eukaryota; Metazoa; Chordata; Aves; Accipitriformes; Accipitridae.